Molecule: messenger RNA, 3174 nt
Organism: Anthostomella pinea
Lineage: Eukaryota; Fungi; Ascomycota; Sordariomycetes; Xylariales; Xylariaceae
Source: the annotation of a GenBank genome assembly
AUGGCGCCUCUGAGUCAGACCAUCGGUGGGUUACACUUCUCCCAAAGCAACCCAGGUUCGGAGCGCUCCACCGUUGGCUCGGACCGGGAAGCUCAGACGCCGAAUGUACGGAGCAGCCGAAGUUCUGAGUUGCGAAACGAUCCUAUCAGCUCUGAUAGCCUCCCUCGGUCUGGUAUCAGACUGCCAGAGGAGCGCAGUUCCCGUCAUGUUCACGGUCAACAAUACUACUCAACCAGCAACAAGUCACGCUCCGAAACCGAUAAUGAGCCAGACACCAUGCCAGUGCCAGAGGGCCAAGAGUAUCACGCAGUAACACAAUGGUUCGCUUCUUCCCCUCCCCCGCAACCUUCUCAGUCAAAGGGAAAGCAGCGUGCCAAUUCGAUGACCAUGGAUGGACCCAAUUCAACCCCUUCUGACGCAUCGGAUCCCGCGAACACUGUAGCUUCGCUGGUUGAACCCACUAUCAUGGCACCUCAAGACCCUGCCUCGGAUGGCGACAAUGUUGUGGAACCCCCAAUCACCCAAGAUGAUGAGGAUGGUGACGACGAUUUUGAGUUGGCCAGCGCUGAUGAAAAAGGGUCGGAUCAGUCAUAUGUAGAAGAACUAAUUGGCCGCAAGGGCAAGAAGAAAGGGCAAGGGAGAAGCAGUGGCCCCUCGAAGCUCAAGCCAGCGAUUUCGGCAAAGGCUUCUUUGGGUAAGGGCCCGGCAAGAAGAGGUCUCACAGGAGCGGUCGCAGCCACUUCUGCGAGUGCAGCACGCAUCAAACAGGGGAAGGCAAACACCGCUGUGGCGAGAAAACUACGGAGUAUACCGUCCGUGGGGACUUCGACACGUCAACAGCCUCGAGAUGUUGAUGAAGACGAAGGUCAAGAGGCGCCGGAGAUCAUCCCGAACAGUCAGCCCAUCCAAAAUCGAGAUCAGGUAAAGCCAAAGACCUCUACCACAAGAGUGGCAAAGAAGCCAUUCUUUGAUAGAUUGGACGAUAAUCAGACACUGCGGGGUUCUCAAAAGUUGCACAUGGAGAAACCCGCUCAGACUUCUCCGGAUACGACAGCAAACGAAUCGGCUAAACAAGAGGAACUGAUUUCUUCGCCGAAUGACCAAAUAGCUCAACGACCAUCUCGAGCUAACCCAACUACCGUUCGAAACAAGCAUACAAUCUCCGGACAGCCACAGCCCAAAGCUAAGAGACAAAAGAUUGGCGGUAAGGAUGGGAACACCUCUCACGCAGCCGCCACCGUUACCACAAAGAUCGCCAAGUCACAACGCGAACUCGCAACGGCAGGGCCAGCAUCUGAACACGGUCCGGAGAACGAGACUGCGGCAGAUGGGGACCAGCAGAACUUUCUGGUCUCAGAAGAGGUCGAUGAUUUUUGGGAUCUACCCACCUCGCCUGUGAAAGAUGGACAGCAUGCUGGGACCACCACAACCAGCAAGGGAAAGUCCAAGGCGCAGCCAGCCAACGAUUCCAUCACCAGGAUGCUCCUUACUGUACCUAACCAGCCGACGAGAUCUAGUCCGAAGAAGAGAAGUAGCCCGAUUCAGUACGGAACACACCCAAGAAACCAAAGACGGGCCGCUAAGCCUUUUGGACCUCCUGAGACUCAAGCGUCCGCAAGCAGCAGGACCGCUCUUCGACAGCAAAAGUCGGCUACCCAGCCGAGUAGACUCGCAAAGCCAGACACAAGCCUCCCGGCAAACGGGUUGAAGGAACACAAGGCUGGUGAACCUGACGCCCUGGGAACAGCGGAGGCUGGCAAGUCGAGCACGAAAGUUCCAACGAAUAACAGUGAGGUACGACCAGAAACUUCCUCGUUGAAGCCUCCCAAGGCGGCACCAAAGAGAACUAGAUCGCCAAUUACGAUCUCCUCGGAUGCUGACUCGGAGCUUGCUGCCGUGGAGGAAGAGAGUCCUAUGCCGUUUCCAACAGGUUCAAUCCCCGAACUUGUGCAGGCUUCUCAGACUGCCAAGUUAGCUGUUGCGGGCCGCGCUAUUAGUGGCAAAGCAACUCUUACCACCGGAGAUCCAGCUCACUCCAGAAAGUCGGCUCCGUCCCACAACGAUGGUAUCCAGCAGCCAGAAGUUUCGGAUACCUCGGCAGACCAAUCGCAUCCCGAGAGAAUGGAGACGUAUGACCGCCCUGAACCAAGUUCCAAGAAGCGGUUCAGUGGGAAUGAUGUUGAUGAGGAAUCUCCGAACAAGGUCAUGGAGGGAGAAUGGAAGUUGGGAGAGUUCAACAAAGGGUCGAAGGAUUUCGUCGUAUAUGAGGACGCAGCUCAGGCUAUUUCCACGGUCGCGUCACCCGCACGAAUCACACAUGACCGGACCGCCCUUCGAGAAGUGAGCCAGACUCUGCGCAAUAACUUACCUAGCUCGCCAUCGCGACCUGAAAGCCAUUACAACACAAAGAAGCUCGAUUUGAGCUCACGCCUGCGUUUUCCCCCCCGAUCUGACGCCGUACAAGCGGAGCGACCAAAUCACCCAACCGUGGAGACUUCCAGGCCAGCAAUCCUAAAGAACAUCGAAGAGCUCAGUGCCAAUCCUUUCGUUUCGAACGAUCGGGCACAGAAUGAAACAAGAUUAGUGCAGAAUGCAAGGCGCAACGAGUUUCACCCAGAGGGCCGGUCCCGUGCAGAGCCGGAAUUCCAUCCAAAGUCAGUGGCUUUUGCUCAGAGAAUCUCACAAGGCUUUGGUACAACACACGAUGUCCGCCAUAUCACUCCACAGGAUUACCCGGAGGAAUUGUCUUUGCAGAGGGGUGAAAGCCGCCCCUCGCAAGCUGUUGUGUGGGAGCAGCUGACGGCCGCUGCGUACGAUAGACUAGCUGCCUCUCUUCGCAAGGUAAACACGGCGGUCAUUCGAGACCUUGGUACAAAAGAGAACGAUAUCUCGCGUAUCGUUCAUGACUACGAGAUAUAUGGCGAGAAACUGACGGAAGAUCUCGCUCAGCGACAUGAGAAAGAAGGUCUCGCACUAGGGCUUGCCUUUGACAAGGACAUGCGAAACCUUGAAACCAUCUAUAACGAAGCAGCAAGAGAUGCAGCAGAUCUCCGGAGUGAGGUAUUAUCGCAAAAACGUACCAAAGAGCUUACACAGUGGCAGAAGGGGAACAAGGAUAUCGAGAAGGCCAUACGGGAGGCUAGAGAGGCUCUGCAAAAGAUCGGAACACCUUGA